This is a messenger RNA of Daphnia pulicaria, 1578 nucleotides long. RefSeq lists its product as uncharacterized. The coding region runs from base 95 to 1534 and encodes 479 amino acids. The transcript is spliced from 3 exons. The record is from RefSeq and is a predicted model, not a curated record. NCBI's taxonomy places the organism in Eukaryota, Metazoa, Arthropoda, Branchiopoda, Diplostraca, Daphniidae.
CUCAUGUUAGUUGUUUUCGUGCAAAUUACGAAGCAGAAGACGUUCUUCUCGAGUUCCUUUCCAGUUUUCAAGCUCAUGUUUUCUUUUCGUUAUAAUGGGAGCACUAUAUUGCUGCGUGACUGGAUGUAUAAACAAUAGUCGCAAUGUGAAAAGGAAAGGCCUACAAAUUUAUGCUUUUCCUUCGUGGAAAGUUCUGAAUAAUGUUAACAGUAGUCGAAUCCGGCAAAGAAAUGGAAUAAAACGACGAAAUGCUUGGAUUAAUGCAAUCGACAGAAAAUCAUUACGAUUGACAUGUUGCAGUGGAGUUUGUUCUAUUCAUUUUGUUCAUGGUAAGCCUGCAUCUAUAGUGGAUGAAUCUCAUGUUGAUUGGGUUCCAACAAAGUUCAUGAAUGGAGAAGGCCAUAAACAUGAAAAAAAUGCUCCUCCAGAAUUUGUUGUAGAAUCAGUUGAUACAAAACAUGCCACUGGGAGGCAUGAACUACGAUCCAAUAGUGACAACCGUGAAGGCUCUAAUUCAGUAAAUUCAGUAGAUGCUGCACUUAUUGGUGAAAACUAUGAAGGUCUUAGAAUGCAGUUCCCAAAUAUUGUGGAAUGGUUACCAUCACUACAGACUUCAUUUAAAACACAGCCUUGCCAAGGUGAUGAUUAUUUGCAUACCAACAGUGCUGGUUACUCUGACAGAGAUAAGCCUACAGAUGAUAUCAGUGUGACAAAUGCAACUCCUAUGCUAUCACUGGCACUAAGAGAUCACUCUUAUUCCAUAAUGAGUUAUUAUGAAACUAAUAAUUCAAGUUGUUGUUGCUUUGAUGAAUUAAAUGAACAAACAGCUGGGCUGAAGAAAGAUUCACAACAGGCGAAAGAAAAGCUUGCAGAGACACAGGAGGAAAUUUCGAGAUUGAAAAAAACCAUUACCCAACUUCAAAAUGAAAACAAGAAGUACGUCGAGGAUUCAAAAUUAAUUAAUGUUAUUCGUCAUAACAACGAAAAGACAAAGUUUUAUACUGGACUAAACACUUGGAGUAUUUUCAUGGCCGUCUUUAAACUGUGCAAGCCGGACGUUGAAACCACCGCCAGAAUGAAUUUGUUCAAAUGCAAAAUAACGCUGGAAGAGCAGUUUUUGAUGACAUUGAUGCGACUCCGACUCAGUCUAACAAUGCAAGAUCUUGCGUAUCGUUUUGAUGUAUCGACGCCAACAGUUAACCGCUGUUUCGGGAAAUGGAUUGAUGCGAUGUAUGUGCGCUUCGCAAAAAUUCUCAUGUCGUGGCCUGCGCGUGACGAGCUCUUUCUGUCGAUGCCAGCGCAUUUAAGGAGACAUUUUCGCAACUCGGUUCAAAAUAAAAUUCCUAAUGCCCGCAAUCAUGUAGAGAAGGUUAUCGAACAAUUACAAAGGACGUUUACUGGUCCAGAGAAUAAUCUUACCAUGGUCGAACGUGAAUCCGACAGUUUAGUUUCAGUUGAUAGAAUCACUCUCGUAAGUUGUUUUUUAUUCAACACAAGCCCUGCUAUUGUAAAAUUCUUACGCGAUUUGAAAUAAACAUGUUCGUGCAUUACGUGAAACUAAACGAUGCAACGAUUUAA